Messenger RNA from Telopea speciosissima, 519 nucleotides. Its product is annotated as aquaporin PIP2-4-like. The coding region runs from base 1 to 519 and encodes 172 amino acids. Gene Ontology annotation, biological process: transmembrane transport. Gene Ontology annotation, cellular component: plasma membrane. The transcript is spliced from 4 exons. The record is from RefSeq and is a predicted model, not a curated record. Gene Ontology annotation, molecular function: water channel activity. NCBI's taxonomy places the organism in Eukaryota, Viridiplantae, Streptophyta, Magnoliopsida, Proteales, Proteaceae.
AUGAGAGGUUGCACUGUUGCAGUUAAUGCUCGAAUUGGAUAUAUGUGCUCCAUCAGGCAAAACCUCAAUAAAAGUCCUCGUCCAAUACAGCGAGGCCCUCUAUUAUCUGUUGGCAUUUUCAUUGGAGGGCAUGAUAACCCAGAAGUGACGUUUGGGCUUUUCUUAGCCCAUAAGGUGUCACUAAUCCGUGCUGUGACGUACAUGGUGGCACAAUGCUUGGGUGCAAUGUAUGGUGUAGGGCUAGUAAAGGCCUUCCAAAAGUCUUACUAUGUGCAGUAUGAUGGUGGGGUGAACGAGAUCGCCACUGGCUACAGCAAAGGUGUGGGUUUUGCAGCAGAAUUUAUUGAUACUUUCAUCCUUGUCUACACUGUUUUCUUUGUUACUGAUCCCAAGAGAAGUGCCAGGGACUCCCAUGUCCCUAGCGGGUGCAGGAGGAGGAAGAAAAACUGGUGGACAAAAAGGAGUCGCAGCGAUGAAGCAGGGCUUUGGCACUUUCAACGUCAAGAGCUUCAGCGCUAA